CGUGAAAUUUGGGAACCCCCCAAGGUGACGUCUUCUUGGGGUCUCAUUUCAUCACUUCGCUUCACGUUUCCCCCCACCCCUCCCAAGUGAAUCAACCAAUCCCCACGCCAGCGAGACGGAUGCACCACCACCCCACAGCAGCACUGGUACAUUCAUCCUCUCACACGCAUCAAUCUUCCUGCUUUUCCGGCAAGUUCGCCAUUUCUUGGUUCCUUGACGCGACAUACUUUCCAUUCGUUUGAAUCCGAUCCGCUAACUGCGGGUGCGCGAAUUUCUCUCCGCCGAUGGAUGACCUAGCGGCGAAGGCUAAGGAAUUUAUGAAGGGAUGGACGUCGCCCUUCGCGCAGCAGUCCAGCUUUCAGGGCCAGGGGCGGAAGCUCGGUGGCGGGGAAGGCUCGUCUGGCGGAGCGGGGGGGUCCCGCCCGCUGGGCGUUCCGCGGACCGGCGCAGCAGCGGGGCGGGCGCUGCAUGAGACGGCGGAGCGGCAGGAGCAGCUGCAGAAGCAGCAGAAGGAGGAGUGGCGGCAGCAGAUGCACCAGCGCUGGGCGGGAGGGGCACCGGAAGCGCCCGCGCAAGCGCAAGGACAGGGGAAGGCGCAGCAGGCGCGGGAGCAGCAGCUAUCACAACAGCAGCGCUCCCCUAGAUUUGUCGGGGGGGCUGGUGCGGGUGCGGGUGCUGGCGCUGGCGCUGGCGCUGGUGCGGGUGCUGGUGCGGGUGGUGGUGCCGGUGCUGGCGCCGGUGCUGGCGCUGCUGGUGCUUGGGGGGGUUCGCCUGUCAUUUCCUCCGCACCUCCAGCGGCGGUUUCGGCUGGAGCGGUGCGUGCCACGUGUCCCGUGUGCUCAGUGUUUUCGGGCAGCGAAGCUGACGUGGCGGCGCAUAUAGACGAGUGCUUGACGAGAGGGCUGGAGCGAUCCACGGCUGCAGACGAUGCGGGCGACGCGCUGGGGCGAGCACAGCACGCACAGACGGCAGCAGACGCAGCGGCGGAAGCGGCGGCUGCAGCAGCAGGGAGAGGCGCAGCGGAGAAGUCAAGGCCAUCAGAUUACCAAGGUGGGGGGAUGGAGGUGGAGAGCACGGACGGCGGGGCAGUGGAUGCAGCAGCACCUGCAGCACCACCUGCAGCACCUCCUGCAGCACCACCUGCAGCACCACCUGCAGCAGUAGCACCACCUGCAGCAGCAGCAGCAGCAGCGGCAGCAGCAUCGACAGGAGCAGUGGAGACGAUGUCUUCACCUGACCUCCACGAUGCGAUGGAGUCCGUGCACCAUGCUGCUGCCGUCGUGCUCUCCGCCGCACCCCCCACACCCACUCUCGACAUACUCACACGCAUCCUGCGCAACAUCGUAACGGACCCAGGCAACCCCAAGUUCAAGCGCAUUCGCCUGGGCAACCCACGAAUCGCGGACACGAUUGGAAGGGCAGCAGGGGCCAUGGACCUUCUGCAGGCUGUGGGAUUUGCUAUGGUGGAGGAGGCAGCGGAGGGGGGGGCUGCAGCGGGUGGGAGUGUGGUGGGGGGGGGUGUGGAGCGGUGGGCAGUGAUGACGGAUGUGAGGCUGGAGUUGAUCAAUGAGGCCGUGGAGGUGCUUACUGCUGUGGGUGGGCAGAGUAAUGCUCCUGCUUUCUCUGCUGCUCCUGCUGCUGUUGGGGGUGCUGCUGCUGCUGCUGGUGCGGGAGGGAGUGUUGAAGCAGGCGGUGCUGCUGCUGCAGCUGCAGCGACAGUGGAGGGAGGGGAGCAGGAAGCAGUGGCACCCAUGACCAGGAUUGAUCGCCAGGUGCGGUUGUUCCUGUCGACGGAGGAGAACAAGGCGGCGCGCAUCGAGGUGCCAGACUCCUUCUUUGACCGCACGGCGGAGGACGUGCGGCAGGAGGCGAUGGCGCGCAAGCGCGCGCAGGAGGGCGCGCAGCUGCUCAUGACGCGCGCUAUGCGCGAGCGGCAGGCCGCCGCGCUCAAGAGGAAGUACCGGGCUGCGAUCGUGCGGGUCAUGUUCCCAGAUGGGCUCGUGCUGCAGGGGGUGUUCCGACCCAGCGAACCCACGUCCGCACUCUAUGAGUUCGUGGCAGAGGCCCUCAGGGACCCCACGCAGGAGUUCCAACUCCUGCACCCCAUCCCCAUGGCUGGCCGCUCCCAGACCAUAUCGUCCGUGGCAGCAGGCGAGUCGGCGCCCAUGCCAUCGCUGGAGAGAGAGGAGCUGGUGCCCGCGUCACUCAUCAAGUUCCGCCCCGUGUGCCUCGGCCCCCCUGGGUACACCGGGCUGAGGAGAGAGCUCCUGGAGCAGGCGCAGCCGCUGACUGCUGUGCCCUUCCCGCCCCUGGACACGUCUAGGUAGAGGUGGGGGGUUCGCUGGUCGGUCAGUGCAACGGAGAGUUGAUGGCUACUGAAGUGCUGCUGCCCCCUUGUUUUAGAUGCUGCUUCCUGAUCCUGUGUGACCGGUUUUGCUUGGGUUUUGGACGGCUAAUACGGUAGGGAGGAGAAUCCAAUUAGUGGUACCGGUAGCGGUUUUGUAAAUGUGGAGUUGUAAGAGGUACUUGCUGUUAGAACUACAUUGUGCCAUACAAGGAGCUUUUGUGCUAUGG
Closterium sp. NIES-67 is the source of this 2574-nucleotide messenger RNA. Lineage: Eukaryota; Viridiplantae; Streptophyta; Zygnematophyceae; Desmidiales; Closteriaceae. The record is from the annotation of a GenBank genome assembly.